AUGUCAUCGGCUCAGCAAGGACGUUUUACUCGCCCGGACAGUAUUUUUCGAAAUUUUAUCUCAAAGGACCCAAACUCGCGGUUUCCAGCGGAAAAGGGCCGCUAUGCGCUGUACCUCUCUCCAGGGUGUCCAUGGGCCCAUAGAACCAUAAUCGUACGGCUCCUAAAAGGCCUGGAUUCUAUCAUUGAUGUCUACCAAGUCCAUUUUCACAUGGGCCCCGAGGGAUGGUACUUCAGUGGAGAAGGAGGUUCUCUUACUGAAGAUCCUUUACACGGAUUCAAGAAACUUAAAGAACUGUAUCUCAAAGCGGAUCCCAACUACACUGGUCGAUAUACAGUGCCUGUAUUAUGGGAUAAAAAGGCCGACGUCCUAGUCAAUAACGAAUCUUCAGAAAUUAUCCGUAUGCUCUACUCCGAAUUCGACGAGUUCCUUCCGGAGGAUCUCCGUGAAGAAAACCGUCCUGGAAAGGGUCUCUAUCCGCAACAACUCAGAGCUGAGAUUGACGAAAUGAACGAUUGGGUGUACAACACUGUCAAUAAUGGUGUCUAUAAAGUCGGUUUCUCCAAAUCGCAAGAAUCGUAUGACGAAAACAUCCGUCCACUAUUCGCGUCUCUUGACCGCCUUGAAGAACAUCUUAGUCAUGGAAAACCUUUUCUCCUUGGAGACUUCAUUACUGAGGCCGAUAUACGCUUAUACACAACCUUGGCACGCUUCGACGUUGCCUACCACAGUGUUUUCCAAUGCAACCUAAAGUCAAUUCGGCAUGACUAUCCCCGACUUCAUUCCUGGCUUCGGAGACUGUAUUGGGAUCAGGAUGAAGAAGGGCCACUUAGGGCUGCCUUUUAUCGCACGACAGCACCCAAUAUUGGGCGCUAUGCGCUGGGAUAUGCGGAUUCUAAAUGGAGAAUUGUCCAGGAGAGCCAGGGACCUCUAAUAGUACCAGCUGGGCCAUUAGUGUUGAUGGAACCUUUGUAA
Messenger RNA from Trichoderma virens Gv29-8, 975 nucleotides. RefSeq lists its product as uncharacterized. Gene Ontology annotation, molecular function: glutathione transferase activity. NCBI's taxonomy places the organism in Eukaryota, Fungi, Ascomycota, Sordariomycetes, Hypocreales, Hypocreaceae. The transcript has 3 exons. Bases 1 to 975 code for a protein of 324 amino acids. The record is from RefSeq and is a predicted model, not a curated record. Gene Ontology annotation, cellular component: cytoplasm.